This is a messenger RNA of Seminavis robusta, 501 nucleotides long. NCBI's taxonomy places the organism in Eukaryota, Bacillariophyta, Bacillariophyceae, Naviculales, Naviculaceae. The record is from the annotation of a GenBank genome assembly.
AUGAUGACUUUGACCAAGGAAAGGGUUACCAUCAAGUUUGAUCGCAUCUUCAAGACUUCCAAAGGUUUGCUAGGAGCUGUCCAUGCUGUACCUAAGGCAGAGAUAGCUGGUGUCUCUUUGGAGGAAGGAAAGACUGUGGACAUCAACAAGCUUCAUCGGAUUCUAGGUCAUGCUACUGAGGAAACCAUUCGAGAAACUGCCAAGUUCUACAAGUGGAAGCUGAUUGGAAAGUUCACUGCUUGUGAUGCCUGUCGCAUUGCCAAUGCAAGGCAGAAGGAUGUGGCCAAGACUACCAACACCAAGAGUACAGUUCCUGGAGAACGUCUGAUGUUUGACAUCUCCUCUGUCAGUGCUAAGAGCUAUGGAGGCAACAAGUACUGGGGCAUUGUGGUGGAUGACUGUACAGACAAGGUGUGGACGGUGCUGCUCAAGAAGAAGUCAGAUCUUGGGAGCAAGUUGGUCACCCUAAUCAAGACUUUGAAGGGUCUAGGAAGGUGGUGA